AGCAGCGGGGUGGGGCGCCACGUCACACCAUUCGCUCCCCUCCGUAGCGGGUCCUCGCGGAGAUCCGUUAAGGGGUUCUCGCCGCUGCCGCCUUCUCCCCCGGCGGGCGAACGGGCGAGAGGGAGGUUGCCGGCGGGGUCCAGCCAUCGGCGGGCGGAGAUGUUCCUGGUGGACUGGUUCUACGGGGUGCUGGCCUCGCUGGGGCUGUGGCAGAAGGAGGCCAAGAUCCUCUUCCUCGGCCUCGACAACGCCGGCAAGACCACGCUCCUCUACAUGCUCAAGGACGAGAGAUUGGUUCAGCAUCAGCCUACACAAUAUCCGACUUCUGAAGAGUUGAGUAUUGCGAAGAUCAAGUUCAAGGCAUUUGAUCUAGGAGGUCAUCAGAUUGCUCGCCGUGUGUGGAAGGAUUACUAUGCCAAGGUCGAUGCAGUUGUGUACCUCGUGGACGCGUAUGACAAGGAGCGGUUCGCCGAAUCAAAGAUGGAGCUUGAUGCCCUCCUCUCGGACGACUCCCUUGCCACCGUCCCCUUCUUAAUCCUGGGGAACAAGAUCGACAUCCCCUAUGCCGCGUCUGAGGAGGAGCUCCGCUACCACAUGGGGCUGAGCAACUUCACAACCGGCAAGGGCAAGGUGAACCUUGGUGAGUCCAACGUUCGCCCCCUGGAGGUCUUCAUGUGCAGCAUCGUCCGCAAGAUGGGGUACGGCGAUGGGUUCAAGUGGCUGUCCCAGUACAUCAAGUAGGGCUGUUGUAUUGAAAAAAAAAACGGAGAAAGGUUUAUGCACUCCUGAUGGUACCAUUAUACACCUCUUUUUACCUUAGCUUACCACAAGAGAGUUAGGGAGCUAGCUAGCUGGUCAUGGUUGUUCAUGGUGCCAGUACAUAUGUGGUCAUGGAAGUAGUGAAAAGUCUGGGAUGUGCUAGAUUUCUGUUCACUUGUAAUGUGAUCUUGAAGGAGCAACCAUCAAAUUUUGCUUCGUAGAGCUCUUCAGUUCUCGGUGUC
This is a messenger RNA of Phragmites australis (common reed), 1001 nucleotides long. RefSeq names its product GTP-binding protein SAR1A-like. Gene Ontology annotation, cellular component: COPII vesicle coat; endoplasmic reticulum exit site. Gene Ontology annotation, molecular function: GTPase activity; GTP binding. The transcript is spliced from 3 exons. Gene Ontology annotation, biological process: vesicle organization; intracellular protein transport; membrane organization. The record is from RefSeq and is a predicted model, not a curated record. The coding region runs from base 160 to 741 and encodes 193 amino acids. Lineage: Eukaryota; Viridiplantae; Streptophyta; Magnoliopsida; Poales; Poaceae.